Messenger RNA from Halteromyces radiatus, 1453 nucleotides. RefSeq lists its product as uncharacterized. The record is from RefSeq and is a predicted model, not a curated record. Lineage: Eukaryota; Fungi; Mucoromycota; Mucoromycetes; Mucorales; Cunninghamellaceae. The transcript has a single exon. The coding region runs from base 53 to 1339 and encodes 428 amino acids.
UUUUUUUUUGUUAACUUGAUUAAAUCUCUCUUUUUUUUUUAUUUUUGUUGAUAUGAUAAACAAAGAACAUUUAUUACCUUUAUGUUUUGCUCUUAGUAGUGCGACAUUUGGCUACUUUGCAAUACCAAUGAUUCAAUCAGGUCUCGAUAUGGUUGAUCCUAAUGUACAAACGACGUGCCAGUUCUCACCCGUGACAUUUACACACGUUGAUGCUGUGGAUCGAUUCUUGUGUAUUGUAGUGGCGUUUUUCCAACGUGCUAUGGAUGAUUAUAUUGGACUCAAAGUGACUCAUGUGCUACUCGGUUUAUUUGGAACAGUACAAGCUAUUAUGGCUGUAGAAGGCUCGCGUAACGGUUAUUCCAAGUAUCAUAUUAUGACAUGGUUUAUGUUUUGGGGUAUGUUGGCCAACGUGUUGACUAUUGCUUUAGUAUCCUCUCUGUUAUGGAUGCCUUUAUUUGUUCUGACUUCAAGAUCUUUUGUUUCUCGUACCAAACAACCAACAAAUGCCGAUAGUUCCAUUGAUGACAACUCUGUGCCCGUCAUGGUGUCUCCUGCCCGUUCCACCGCUAUUCUUGUGUCCCUCCUGGCUGGAUAUGGUCUUCCAUCUUUACUAAUGACAACAGAAUUGGUGGCAGAUUUUGAUUCCUCGCUUGCUCUACAAUUCAUUACAGUUUGGCAAUUUGCUCCUAUUUUGGUUCAAUUACUUUACACGGGAUUGACUUGGAUUUUUACACCUCUUUUGAAGGAUGAUCGUGUUAUGCCUUUGAUUGAAGAAGAUACCACAACAACAACAACACUGACACAAACGACACUGACAGAAACAACUGAGGUAUCAUCAUCAUCAUCAACAACAACAACCAAGAGAGUGGAUGUGAUCAUGACCGAAGAUGACGAGAACAACGAUGGCGAUGUAAAUCAACAACGACAGCGGAUUCGUAUGGCACAGAGUAAGGCAAGUGUUGAACAAUUAUAUCUCAUCUUGGCCGUCACCAACCUUCUUAUUUACUAUGGAUCGCUCGCGUUGAUCAAGAUGGAUGGCGUUCAUCUCAAAGAUAGUUUGAUCAUGGUAUUAACUAAAACAUUGCCUUCUGCUAACCUCACUCCUGUGGAAGUUGCCCAAUUCUUCUCUGGACACGUCCUUCUUCUUGAUUUAUUGGUAGUUACGACUGUUUUUUCUAUGUGGUCUUUGUAUGAAGAUGGUGUUUUGGUAUUCCUAUGUGUACUUCUUGGUUUGAUCGUGAUUGGUCCUGGUAGCUCUCUCUCUAUUUACUGUCUUUACCGUGAACAACGCAUUCAAAAGCCUGAAAACCUCAAACUUCGUAUCAAGAAAUCCAACUAGUUUUAUUAGCCUUAAUGUAGUUAGUAUUUUUAUUUCAUUUGUUUUAUAGUGUUUUCAAAGUUUAAUAUAUAUUAUAAAAAAAUAAAAAAUAAAAAGAAUUAUAAUUAUAAAAAA